CACGUGUAUUCUACGUAACGUUAUUGGUGGAGCGGGAGGCGAAAAGGACACUGUCAAAAAAAGACGUUUUAUUUCUGCUUGCUUCCGACAACAUAACCCAAGCUAAACCCCUUCGGUAGGACACCCACUGACAGUCUCCACGGGCUAUUCAUUUCCAUCAGUUGUUCUGUGACCUGCGUUGUUUCACAUACAGUAGUAGCAGAUGAAUGUAGCAAUGCUGGAAAAACAUGUUUCACAAAGAAGAUAAUGAAGGGAAAAUGAGCUCUCACCGCACCGAAUUGUAUGCCAGCAUCCCUCGGACAUGUCUGCCUAUUGUGUACCACCCAGACUACAACAUCACCUUCAUGGGCCUUGAAAAGCUCCAUCCAUUUGAUGCAGGGAAAUGGGGGAAAGUCAUUCACUUCUUGAAAGAGGAGGAGUUCAUCACUGAUGGGAACAUUGUGGAAGCCCUUGAAGCCACUGAGGAGGAUCUGCUGGUGGUUCACACCAAACGCUACCUCAACAGAUUAAAGUGGUCUCUGGUGGUGGCAAAAAUCACAGAAAUCCCACCUGUCCUGUUUCUGCCUAAUUUUCUGGUGCAGCGGAAGGUGUUGAGGCCCUUACGGACACAGACAGGAGGGACAAUAAUGGCAGGAAAACUAGCUGUUGAUCGAGGAUGGGCCAUAAAUGUAGGAGGAGGCUUUCACCACUGCUCCAGUGACAGGGGAGGGGGCUUUUGUGCCUAUGCUGACAUUAGUCUGGCCAUCAAGUUUCUGUUUGAGAGAGUGGAAGGGAUCUCCAGGGCUACCAUUAUUGAUCUGGAUGCUCAUCAGGGAAAUGGACAUGAGCGUGACUUCUUGGAUGACAAGCGAGUGUACAUCAUGGAUAUGUAUAACCGCUACAUCUAUCCUGGGGACGGAUAUGCCAAAAGAGCCAUAAAGAGGAAGGUGGAGCUGGACUGGGGCACUGAAGACUCUGAAUACCUUCAGAAAGUAGAGCUCCACUCUGAGGGGUCUCUGAAUGAAGUGCAACCUGACAUCAUUGUCUAUAACGCAGGAACAGACAUCUUGGAUGGAGACCCCCUCGGAGGACUCUCCAUAUCACCACAGGGCAUUGUAAAGAGAGAUGAGGUUGUCUUCAGGGCUGCGAGGCGGCGCGGCAUCCCCAUACUUAUGGUGACAUCUGGGGGAUACCAGAAGACAACAGCCCGCAUCAUUGCUGACUCCAUCCUCAAUUUACACCAGCAGGGUUUGAUUGGAGCCGAGGCUCUGGAAGGGGAGGGCUCAUCAUCACUGGUGACCAACAUGAUGUGCAGCUCUGGAUCUGCAGGAUCAACAUCCACCACUGUGUGAGGGGCACUAAUCCACACUCUCCAGCGGUGACAUUUAAAUUGCACUAUAGAAACUUUAUAUUGUGCAGUUACUGUGUGACAGCAGAGAUGAUAGGUUAUUGCUGUCAUGAAAUGUCAGAAAUGUGUUUAUUGGAAAUGUAUGAUGGAGGUGUUAGGCAAUACUGGUUUGCACACAUACCACAAAACAAAUUGACAAGAUUUGGUGAUUUUUUUUUUUGCCUUCUGUUUUUAAUGUAUAAGUUAGCAGUUGCUCAAAGGGAAUAAUAAUUCAGAGAGGGAAAUUAUGCAGAAACAAAUGACUACAGCAGGUUUCAUAAGAGCUCACAAAAGAGUUUAAAUUUUUAUCAGCUGGGGAAAGAUGGGUUUUAUUCUUAAUAUAUGUUCAGGGAAAUGUUUUAGAGAGAUAUUCUUUCACCUCAGGAAAUGUAAUAAAUGUGAAUUUGUGAAGGAUGGGAAUAUAUUAAUAGUGAAUGAAAUGGUACAGAGGUUGGAUGUUCUAAAAUAAUAUUAAUUAUCCUCCAUCAUAGUUUCUAAUUAUGGGGUGAAAAAUAAAGAUAAUUGCAAAUGAAAAGUGUAACUAUCAAACAUAGUCUAAUGGGGAUAUUUAGACUUUUUAGAAAAGAUAAUUCCUUGUUUAUUCCCCUUUAGCAUUUUAUAAUGGUGUUUUUCUCUAGGUAGUAGUAAUCAUUAUAGAGUUAAUGGGGUUUCAUUAAUCAAGUUCAACCAUUGUCUUUUUUUCUUUUUUGCUUAAUUCAUACAGUGUGUUUACAUCCACUCUGAUAUCGAUAGUUAGUGUUUACAGGAGAGCCUACAUGAUUUUUUUCUAUACUAAAGUGUUUGUCUCUUAAGUUUGAACAAAUCUGAAAUACUAAUGUAACUGUGAGCACUUUAACACAGUGUAUGAUAAAAGAAAGUUCGGCAACAUUCCUCCUAAUAAAUGUUCUUUUUGCGGUGUUACUGUCAUCUAGAGAUCAAAGUCCUAAAACUGAUCAGUGGUCAGUGAUUAAUGAGCAGGCCUGUACAGCCGAGCUUUUAUGGGUAUUAGUCCUCAUUGGUUCACUGUAGUCAGACAUUCAGCACUCCCCUAAUGAUGUUUACACUUAAAGCAUUUGUGUAAAAGUUGACAAAAGAAAUCAUUAAAUAUAUUGGCAUCAAUAUGAUUAAUGCAGCUGCUGGAACAAUAUCACCACUUCCAGAAGACCCUAAAGGCUUUCCCUCAAACACAGACUAGAUAGUGAGUUCCGUGCUUGAGAAUGUGUGUGUACAGCAUUACCUAAACCUUUUGAAUUUCACCUAGAACAUUUUGCUCUGCUGAGUAAUGGUUUAAGUGAACUAACGCCUUAUUACACCUGUUUCAUAUUUAUACAGUAUAUGAAUACAGCUGGAACAUUGGUGGAUUCAUAUGGAAACGUUUGCAGUUAGAUUUUUUGAAAUACAUGUUUUUUAAGUUUGGUUAGUUUAUUCUUGCAGUCCAUGUAAGAGAAACAGGAAAUAGUGAAAGAGAGGAGAGAAAGUGGGGUAUAGCCAGGAGAUGAGUAGGGGUGUGGACGCUUCAGUUAUGUGGUAUGUACUGUACCUUAACCGUUCAGUCACUAAGUCACCUUCUUUGAAAGGUGUAAUUUAAGGAUUAUUUAAAUUUAUUACAACUCAAGGUUUUGGACACUAUUUCUUUUAAAGACAGCAACACUGUGUUUUCUAAGUAAAUUGUUAUGAUCUGAGAAUUCAGUGAUAUCACCAAAAAAGUCCUAUGGGGCAAGAAAUCCAAGCAGUGAGGUGUUCCAAUUUUUAAACACACUUAGCCUGGUUCCAGACCUCUGUGUCACUGCCCCAUUACUGAUUUGCUUAGGCUGUGCUCAUUAACAACUGUUUCCUUUUGGAGAAACCGUUGACUAAUCAAAGUUUGUAGGUGAGAUUAAAUAUUGUACAUCAGUGUACUACAUAGCUAGCUGUAUAGGUACAUUCGUACAUUAAAAUAGCAACUGAAAAAAACUGCCACAUAAUAGUAGACAUUCAUAACCCAGAAUCAUUGCAAUGGCUGUGAAAACCAUUAUACUAACUGCUAGAAACCAGUACCGCAGCCUUGGUGUCACCUGAAAAUAAUGUUCGUACUAUAGGACAGAUACUGGUGGCUAACUACUGAUUGGUUAGGGCAAAACAAAACAAAUGAAUCCCCCUCAUAAACAGAAACUGAAGAAUGUGUCUGUCUGAAAGAAUGAAGUGAAACAAAGUGGCAGUUCAUUCUGAUUCUCAGCCUGAAACAAACCUCCAGGUUGACCAAACCAGGAAUAGAAAACAAGUGCAAACAGUAAAAGUCUUACCACACUGCCUGUUAAAAACAUCCAUCAAGGUUUACGGUCCAACUUUUUAUUGACAGUUCAGCUGCUUUCACUUUUGGUAGACCCCUCCAUAUAAAGUGGUUUAGAUUAUCAGGAUAUACUUGGCUUACUUGCGACCUGUCUCAGUGCAUUAGAUGUGAUUUUCUGUUUAGCAGCAGAGUAGACCUAAAGUGGCAGUUGGCAGGUGCUGCUGUAAUGACUUUCUAAUGCAUUUUCACAUUCAUUAUCUUCCCCUGCACUACUCUUAAAAAAGUUGCAAAAGUUAGGAGUGGACUGCAGACUCAUAAGCAUUUGAAAAGCAGUGUUCGGGUGCUUCUCCAGAAAGCUGUUUGGACAACUGUGGUACAGAGGUCAUAUUAGAGGUGUCACUCCUAACGAGCUAAAGCCUUUGAUCUGGUGUGUUGCUUUUGAAUACAGCUGAAAAAAAAUAGUGUAGUCUACUUUUAAUUAGGACUGCAAUCCCACAUUCCAGCUCAUCAGCUCAUUUCUGUGUCAGCAAACAUUUUAGCCAUUUAGCCACUGAUUGCAUGUUGCGUGCCAAAAAAAGAAAAAAAAAAGGUUUCCAAACUGUACUGUUAUUUUUGGGUAUGUUUGUGAGUCAUGUUUGAAACUGAAAAUAACUUCUAUGCAUUCAUAAUGACACUGAAUAAAUCAUGU
This is a messenger RNA of Monopterus albus (swamp eel), 4323 nucleotides long. RefSeq names its product histone deacetylase 11 (gene hdac11). The record is from RefSeq and is a predicted model, not a curated record. Lineage: Eukaryota; Metazoa; Chordata; Actinopteri; Synbranchiformes; Synbranchidae. Gene Ontology annotation, cellular component: histone deacetylase complex. The transcript is spliced from 11 exons. Gene Ontology annotation, biological process: epigenetic regulation of gene expression. Gene Ontology annotation, molecular function: histone deacetylase activity. Bases 228 to 1331 code for a protein of 367 amino acids.